GUGGCCGUAACCUUGAGGCGGCGGCGGGGCCGGGCCGGGCCGGGCUGGGGGGCGGCGGCACUGGAUCCGAGGCCGGCCGGCCGCUGGCGGGAGAUGUCGAACCCCGGGACGCGUAGGAACGGCUCCAGCAUCAAGAUCCGUCUGACAGUGUUAUGUGCCAAGAACCUUGCAAAGAAAGACUUCUUCAGACUCCCUGACCCCUUUGCCAAGAUUGUUGUGGAUGGCUCUGGGCAGUGCCACUCAACCGACACUGUGAAAAACACCUUGGACCCAAAGUGGAACCAGCAUUAUGACCUGUACGUUGGGAAAACCGACUCUAUAACCAUCAGCGUGUGGAACCACAAGAAGAUCCACAAGAAGCAGGGGGCUGGCUUCCUGGGCUGUGUGCGGCUGCUCUCCAAUGCCAUCAGCAGACUGAAAGACACUGGCUACCAGCGUUUGGAUCUAUGCAAACUAAAUCCCUCAGAUACUGAUGCGGUUCGUGGCCAAAUAGUGGUCAGUUUACAGACCCGAGACCGAAUAGGCAGUGGAGGGUCGGUGGUGGACUGCAGAGGACUGCUAGAAAAUGAAGGAACAGUGUAUGAAGACUCGGGCCCUGGAAGGCCGCUCAGCUGCCUUAUGGAGGAGCCUGCCCCAUAUACAGACGGGACCGGUGCAGCCGCGGGAGGUGGGAACUGCAGGUUUGUGGAGUCUCCUAGCCAAGAUCAGAGACUCCAGGUGCAGCGACUUCGAAAUCCUGAGGUUCGAGGGUCCCUACAGACGCCCCAGAACCGACCACAUGGCCACCAGUCACCAGAGCUGCCUGAAGGCUAUGAGCAAAGAACGACAGUACAGGGACAAGUUUACUUUUUGCACACGCAGACUGGAGUCAGCACGUGGCAUGACCCCAGGAUCCCCAGAGACCUUAACAGUGUGAACUGCGAUGAACUUGGGCCGCUGCCUCCAGGCUGGGAAGUCAGAAGUACAGUGUCGGGAAGAAUCUAUUUUGUAGAUCACAAUAAUAGAACAACCCAGUUUACAGACCCACGGCUUCACCACAUCAUGACCCACCAGUGCCAACUCAAGGAGCCCAGCCAGCCACUGCAGUUGCCCAGCGAGGGCUCCAUGGAGGACGAGGAGCUUCCUGCCCAGAGAUAUGAGAGAGAUUUAGUCCAGAAGCUCAAAGUUCUCAGACACGAGCUGUCUCUUCAGCAGCCCCAAGCUGGUCAUUGUCGAAUAGAAGUUUCCAGAGAAGAAAUAUUUGAGGAGUCCUAUCGGCAGAUCAUGAAGAUGCGGCCGAAGGACCUGAAGAAGCGCCUCAUGGUGAAGUUCCGAGGGGAGGAAGGUCUGGACUACGGUGGAGUGGCACGGGAGUGGCUGUAUUUGUUGUGCCAUGAAAUGCUGAAUCCGUAUUAUGGACUCUUCCAGUAUUCCACGGACAAUAUUUACACACUGCAAAUCAACCCAGAUUCUUCCGUCAACCCUGACCAUCUGUCUUACUUCCACUUUGUGGGCCGCAUCAUGGGUCUGGCUGUGUUCCACGGACACUACAUCAAUGGGGGCUUCACAGUUCCGUUCUACAAGCAGCUCCUGGGGAAACCCAUCCAGCUGUCAGACCUGGAGUCAGUGGACCCAGAACUGCACAAGAGCUUGGUGUGGAUUCUAGAGAAUGACAUCACACCAGUGCUGGACCAUACCUUCUGUGUGGAGCACAAUGCUUUUGGGCGGAUCCUUCAGCACGAACUGAAACCCAAUGGCAGAAAUGUGCCCGUCACUGAGGAGAACAAGAAGGAAUAUGUCCGGUUGUAUGUGAACUGGAGGUUUAUGAGAGGAAUCGAAGCCCAGUUUCUAGCACUUCAGAAAGGGUUUAAUGAACUCAUUCCCCAACACUUACUGAAGCCCUUUGAUCAGAAGGAACUCGAGCUGAUAAUAGGUGGGCUCGAUAAGAUAGACCUGAAUGACUGGAAGUCGAACACACGCCUGAAGCACUGUGUGGCCGACAGCAACAUCGUCAGGUGGUUCUGGCAGGCAGUGGAGACCUUCGAUGAGGAGAGGAGGGCCAGACUUCUGCAGUUCGUGACAGGAUCCACACGAGUUCCUCUCCAAGGUUUCAAGGCUCUGCAAGGUUCUACAGGCGCGGCAGGGCCCCGACUCUUCACCAUCCACCUGAUAGACGCCAACACAGACAACUUACCCAAGGCUCAUACCUGCUUUAACCGGAUUGACAUCCCCCCCUAUGAGUCCUAUGAGAAGCUCUAUGAGAAGCUGCUGACAGCAGUCGAGGAGACCUGUGGCUUUGCUGUGGAGUGAAGAGUGGCCAGUGGCAGCAGAGUCGCACUCACAACCACCAGACCCAAAGCAUAUGGCGUCUGCACGCCUCCCGCAUGGCGGGCUGAGGCCUGAGAUUCCAGAAACCCGAGGGGAAGCUCAUCUCCCUCCUCCGGGGAGGGCAAGCCAGGGGACUUGAAUAGGUGGCUCCCACCCACUUAUCCCUCCUUUAUUAUAGUUCGCCCACCCUUCCAUCACCCAUCCAAUAAAACGCAGCCAGGUUUCGCCCUCAGCCUCCUUGGCAUAGUGGGCAUGGUCAGGGCCAAGCUGGGCCCCUGAGGGUUUGCAUGGUUUCUGUACCAGCUCUCUCUCAGUGUAGCCUCAAGGCCCUUUUCAAGUUCAGCAGCUGCCGACAGCUUACUAAGCUCAAAUUCCAGACAUCCAGCUAGCAGCCUGUCCAGAUAGCAGGUGGAUUUCUAAGCAGGAAAUAACUGCACAGUGUAUGCUUGCUGGAAUUCCACCAAGGCAGGAAGCUCGAGGCAGAAUGUGUUUCCCCUUUGAGAGGUAAAGGAAUCGGAGUAGCCUUCACUGGAGGCCCAGGGAUUUCUUUUCAGGGUAUCUUGGCCGAAAAGAUGGUUUUGCACAAGGGGGAAAUCUUUAAAAGUCCCAUCUGCUGUGUUCUCUACCCAGUUUGAAAUUCUCACACGUCAUGGAGCUAAUCAAAGAAUGACCAAAACCAGGCUCCGAUCCCCCUGGGUCCAGCUCGACUCCUGUGCCGGGGACCGGAGGCUCCUGACUGUCUUGAUAUGCUAACGACUUUCACAUGGGGAUUGCUAAGCGCUAAACUAACAGACCACUGUUGUCACCACAGCCACUGGACGGGACAGCAGGAGAGGCCACUGACCUGGGGUCCCCUGAUGCAGCUCCCCAGGGUUGGUGCUAUGCACAAAGCAGGGUGUGAUGGAGCCUGUGGUAACAGGGUGGGGGCUCUACCUCCCGACAUGGCCCUCUUCCCCAGUGGCAAUGGUGAUGCUAACAGUUCUACUUAAUUUGCUUGCUCAGUCUUCGUCUUCUGAUGAGCAAGGCCAAAGCCAGCCGAACGCCAUGUCUUUAACACCAUUUCCAAUUUGCACAAGUGUUCCGAAGCGGUGACUCUUUGAACAGAGGGGCUGGAUUCAGGCAGCUGAACUCUGGUGGAAGGCAGAGCAGCAGCCGAUUGUCCAUGUGUGGUUUUGUCAUUUUUGUUUGUGGUGGGGGCAAGAACAGGGUAAUUCAUUAGCAAGACAUUUCAUUGGUACCGGGGUUCAGGUUCAGCCAUGAGUUCAAGUUGUGUGUGGGAUGAUGAGGAAGGUCCUGUUGGGCCACUUGGCUUUUGUGUUCUUUUCAUUGCUUACCCUCAGGCCAGGGAUGGGAAGUGUCUUCCCUCCUUUUCCUGCUGCUUCUGUCCAGCUUGCUCCGGAAGCAGUUCCCAAGUGACUGGGGGAGGCUGGAUUCACAGGUCAUACACAUCCUACCCCAAGAGGUUUACCCAGCUCGGUGGCCACUGGUACUGCAGAGUGUGAGUCAGCCAAACUCUAGGGUUCGCGGUUUGGGGACAGAAAGGAUGCUUGGUAGACCUCACUGCACAAAAACGGAAUCCGUCCCACCAUCCAGGCCAGAUUGGGGCCUUAUCAGUCUCUCGAUUUUCUGCCUUGCCCCAGUAGGGCUUCUCUAUUUCAUCUACCUUAAUGCUUCCAAGGGUGUUCUACAACCCAGCUCCCAUGUGACUCGGAGUCUUUAAAAGUGUGAGGAAGCCUGUGCCCUUAGUUGCAGCCAGUCCAUGGGAACCAGCCAGACCCCGCAGAGUGACAUUCUCCGGAGACUGGAAGCCCUGCUUGUUGCUGUCGCACUGUGCCAGUCUGCAGCGAUGAAGGAAACCAGGGUCCUGUGCUUUGGAGAUGUGCGGCAGGAGUGUUGAGUUGGAGUGAUGGGGGACAAGCCUUAGGAGUCCCGUGUCAGGUGUCCUUUGAGGAAGAUCGAGGUUGGGCCCUUGGGCUGACUGUGGUAGUAGGCACAUAGACCACCCACUAAGGCUUCUAAGUCUGUCUGCUUGCAUUGCCUGUGGGUUCCCCCCUUUGCCGGUUCUGAGUGUCACAGCCUCCCCCAGGUGCAUCUGUCUGCGCAGCACCGUCCUUUGUGGGUACCGCUGCACCUCUUUGUCUGUCUACCAUGGUUAGGCCCUUCUGAAGCUCCUCAAAGGACACUGUGGCCGGCCCACGGCAGAGCUCCUGUUGCCCUGCUUUGGGUCUGGAUGAAGCCCUUUCAUGUAAGAUCUCGAUUGUCACCCCUCCUGGUGGCCCCAGAUGAUCCACCGUUGCCAUGUCACCCAGAUGCUUCAGGAGCCCCGCUCCAGGCUCCCCUCACCAGCGGCCAGCAGCCACACUCAGGGACGCAGCGAACACCACUCUGCUCCACAGUGCUUCAGAAGAAGUGCCAGGCUGCAGCGAGCGACGGGGUGGCAGUGGGUCACGAUCUCUUGCUUUCUGUUAGGAGAGUCUGCCACAAGAUGGGAUGCUGACCCUACACUGGCUUGGCCACACGGUCAAGUUCAGGAUGGGUGGACCCUGGACUGACCUUCCGCAGAGAAAACGCCCCACCCUACUGCAGCCAGGUGGGGCCACAUGGCAGCCUUCUGAAACAGUGUGGAUUUUUAAAAUGUGUUUAUAAUGUAUUCUAAUUUAUUUUGUAAGGUCCUGUUUGAAGUGCUGCUGCUACCCUAGUUGCUCUCCCAGUUUUUAUUGCCCAUUUCCUUGUGACAGUUGUACACUAAUGUUCUGUUUUAUGUCAGAAUCGAAAGUAUUUAAAGAAAUGCUAGUUCUAUUUAAUGCAGUUGUGGAACCAGCUGGAAACACAAAACAUUGACUGUAGAGCAGGCUGGACCCGGGAGGUCAGGUUCAUUUUGUUACAUAUGCAAUAAACUCACGACUUUA
Peromyscus eremicus (cactus mouse) is the source of this 5216-nucleotide messenger RNA. It is a transcript of the gene Smurf1, whose product is annotated as SMAD specific E3 ubiquitin protein ligase 1. Gene Ontology annotation, biological process: ubiquitin-dependent protein catabolic process; negative regulation of BMP signaling pathway. The transcript is spliced from 18 exons. NCBI's taxonomy places the organism in Eukaryota, Metazoa, Chordata, Mammalia, Rodentia, Cricetidae. The record is from RefSeq and is a predicted model, not a curated record. Bases 94 to 2289 code for a protein of 731 amino acids. Gene Ontology annotation, molecular function: protein binding; ubiquitin protein ligase activity.